AUGGCCACAGAUGGGCAAGAUCCGCAUGAGGAGAGCAUAAAGGUUUGCUGCAGGUUUCGGCCACAAAACCAGUUGGAGAAGGAGCAAAGCGGACGGAUAUGUGUGACAAUCAACGGAGAUGGGACUUCUGUGUAUGUGCCCUCGAUUGACAACAGCUUUGUUUUCGACCGCGUGUUCGGGGUUGACGCCGCUCAGAAGGAGGUGUAUGAUUAUGCUGCCAAGCCUAUCAUCAAUGGCGUGUUGCGUGGCUUCAACGGUACAGUAUUUGCUUACGGUCAGACGGCUUCAGGCAAAACCCACACAAUGGAGGGUCCAGACAUCGAAGACGAGGUCCAGAUGGGCGUUAUUCCAAGGAUGGUGUGGUCAAUAUUCGACGGCAUUGACCAUGCUGCAGACUACAUUGAGUUCUUGGUGAAAGUCUCCAUCGUUGAGAUUUACAACGAACGCAUUCGGGAUUUGUUGGAUCCGAAGAAGGACAACUUGAAAAUCCACGAGGACAAGGCUCGGGGUGUCUUCAUCGGUGAAGUCACCGAAACGUACGUUGGGUCUGAACAGGAGAUUUUUGACAUCAUGAAAGCUGGCAAGUAUAAUCGUGCUGUGGCCGAGACGAACCUAAAUGAACAUUCCUCCAGGUCGCACCUGAUCUUUAUGCUUACCAUUGAGCAGAAGAACUUGCACGAUCGCUCCGUCAAGGUGGGCAAAUUGCAUUUGGUGGAUCUUGCCGGCAGUGAGAAGGUUGCCAAAACCGGAGCCUCUGGCGAACGCUUGGAUGAGGCCAAGAAUAUCAAUCGAUCUCUUUCGGCUCUCGGCAAUGUGAUCAAUGCCCUCACUGACCGCAAGUCCAACCAUGUCCCUUAUCGUGACUCGAAGCUCUCCAGAGUCCUCCAAGAGUCCCUGGGCGGCAAUGCCAAAACGUCCUUGAUUAUUACUUGUUCUCCUUCUUAUUUCAACGAGCAGGAGACCGUCAGCACAUUGCGCUUUGGUCAGCGUGCAAAAAUGAUCAAGAACGUCGUGAAAGUCAACCAUGAGCGGUCUGUGGAGGAGCUGAAACUUCUGCUGCAGCGAAGAGACCAGGCGUUGUCGGAGCUUCGCAGUCGUGUUUCGACGCUGGAGCAGCUGCUGCGCUCCAACAACAUCGCCGUGCCGGAGGACAAGAGCUCAGCCGUUUUUCUGCCAGCUGGCGCAGUGGGCGCUCCGACUCCCGUGGACGAAGCGCAAAGCGCCGAGCUUGAGGAGCAGCUUCAGGAGCUCAGAGGCAAGCUGAAAACGACCUCCGAACAGCUGUGCGAGGCCAACAGAGAGAAGGAGGAGCUUCAGUCGCAGCUGCGCGACGCAGAGGAUGACAUGCGUCGACUGACGAUGCAGGCAAUGGAUGCACAAAAUGAUCGGGAAAGCAUGGAGUACGAGAGGAAUGAGCAGGUCUCCGAACUGCAGAAGCUGCGAAAUGACAACAAGCGUCAAGCUGAAGAACUGGAGGAGUUGGUGAAGAGCCACCAGAACCUCAUCCAGUCCACGACAGCCGCUGACACGCCCAGCAACAAAGGGUCGAGCAGGCUGCGUAAAGAAGCAGACGAGGAUAAAGAUCCAGAGAGACCUUUGAAGAGAAAGGUCUCGCAGCUGGACAAGAAUCUGGAACAGCUCACGGUGAUGUAUCACAAGCUGGUUGCUCAAAACAGUGGUUUGAAGGUCGAGGUUGCAGAGAGCGACAAGAAGAUCGAGCGAAAGGAUCAGCGCAUUCAACAGCUGGAAAGAAAUUUGCGGGAGGCGAAGCAAAAAUACGAGAAGUUGUUGACACAGUGCGCAAAUCUGACCGCAAUGAUUGAUGUGAGGGGGCGCAAGAAUUGUCCGUGUGGUGCAAGUGGCAACAGCUCUCAGGUCCGCCGUGCUCCGACCAUUGUGCGGCCUUUGCGCGGUGGAGUGGUUUCGACCCGCAGCGAAAACAGCACGGCGGAACCGGCGGGGACACCACCGGCAAUGUCACCCACUCCGCCGUCUGAGCAAGCAUCCACUCCGACAUCUUCACCUGUCUCACUACGAGGGGGGAUCAAAUCUCGCGAGGGAGUGCGGGCAAGGCAAGAUGCCCCGCGACAGAGCUGA
Symbiodinium sp. CCMP2592 is the source of this 2097-nucleotide messenger RNA. Lineage: Eukaryota; Dinophyceae; Suessiales; Symbiodiniaceae. The record is from the annotation of a GenBank genome assembly.